This is a messenger RNA of Papaver somniferum (opium poppy), 804 nucleotides long. RefSeq lists its product as uncharacterized. The record is from RefSeq and is a predicted model, not a curated record. Bases 1 to 804 code for a protein of 267 amino acids. NCBI's taxonomy places the organism in Eukaryota, Viridiplantae, Streptophyta, Magnoliopsida, Ranunculales, Papaveraceae. The transcript has 4 exons.
AUGCCUAUUCGGAGGAAAGGAGAAAAUUAUAAUCCCGCACUUAUGCGUAAACAUCAUCAUCCAAGAUUAUCACCUGAUAAGACUCUUGUUACAUCCCAAUUAAAUGAUACUACAUACGACCAUGGGGUCCAUGAGUACGCAACAAUUGGAGUGAAAGGUAAUUUUUUAGAAGCACAAGCAAAAAUAAAUCUUUGGAAACCAUUUAUUGAAGCAGAUGAAUUAAGUAUAUCCCAAAUUUGGGUUGCAACCUUAGAUAAAGAUAUCAAUACUAUUGAAGUUGGAUGGGAGGAGGACGGAUACGUGAAUACGGGAUGCUACAACCUCCUUUGUGAUGGUUUUGUGCACACAUCAUCAAAUGUCUCCCUUGGUUGCAGUUUUAGUGAGGUAUCCACUUUCAAUGACGACCAGAAAGAUGUCACAUUCAUUAUUCACAAGUGGACACUGGUGGAUACAAUUACAAGGUAUUCCAAUCGGUUAUUAUCCAAGUUCUCUCUUCACGGAAUUAUCAAAAGUAGCAACAACAGUAUAAGGGGUGGAGAAAUCAUUGAUAGGACUAAAGGACGACAUACUUCGACUCAAAUGGGUAGUGGACAUUUCCCUUCUGAGGGUGGUUUGAAGACGUCGAGUUAUUUUAAUUGGGUUCAAGUAAUUGAUGAAGAUAACGCGAUGAAGAACCCUGAAAAUGUUGAAACAUAUAUUACGAAUCCAAACUGCUAUGAUUUGAAAAUUACCGAUGACAAUUAUGAUACAAAUGGUUACAGUUUUUACUAUGGAGAUCCUGAUUAUAAUGAUAGAUGUCAAUGA